Molecule: messenger RNA, 612 nt
Organism: Phaethon lepturus (White-tailed tropicbird)
Lineage: Eukaryota; Metazoa; Chordata; Aves; Phaethontiformes; Phaethontidae
Product: PI-PLC X domain-containing protein 1-like
Exons: 4
Coding region: 1-612 (203 amino acids)
Biological process (GO): lipid metabolic process
Molecular function (GO): phosphoric diester hydrolase activity
Source: RefSeq, a predicted model, not a curated record
AUGAUGACCCUCUUUGCGAUUCGAAUUCAGCCUUUGAAGCUGGUGUAUCGCUUGAUGUUCAAGUGGAGACCAGUGUUCCUCAGGAGUCGGUAUUGGGACCAGCGUUGUUUAACAUCUUUGUUGGUGACAUGGACAGUGGUGCCGACGCUGCGGACCCUGUGGCAGCGAGGCCAUCAGGUGAUAGUCUCAUACGAAGAGGACGUGGCAGUGGAGGAGCACGGUGAGCUGUGGCCCGCGAUCCCAUACUGGUGGGGAAACAAAACUGCCACUCGUGCUCUUAUCCAGUAUUUGGAGCGCAUGAAGCGGAUGGGCCGUCCAGAAAAAUUCUUUGUAGCGGGGAUUAACCUUACUGAAAAUUUAAGGUAUAUUCUCGUACAUCCAUUUGGAUCACUGAAGAAAAUGACACUCCGGAGUCUUCCAUGCUUGAAAAUCUGGAUAAAGCAGCAGUAUCCAGGACCAAAAAAAGAAUGUAUUAACAUCAUUGCUGGGGACUUCAUAGGAAAUGAUGAUUUUGUCAAAGAUGUGAUAGAACUUAACACAAAAAUUAAUCCUCUAUUACACUGUCAAAGUAAAGGAGCUGGAACAAAUAGCAUUUCAUUCUCAGCUUCUUAA